GAGAAGGACAGCGAGAAAGACAGUGAGAAGGAGAGCGGACAGGAUGAUCUCACUGGCGACGAGAAGGACGGCGCGGCUAAGAAAGAAGGCGAGGGUGGAGAGGCGCCGAAGGAGAAGCCAAAAGAAGAGGCCGUGGAAGUCCCCGAGGUCGACCUCGGCACAAUGGAUCAGUGCGACAUGAUCCGCAGCUGGGUUCGAAAGUCGCUAAAGGCCUGGGAGAAGGAGCUGGCAGACCUGCCCGAUGAGGAAAAGAAGAAGCCCUCCACCAAGACGGCAGUCGCUGCGCAUCGCCAAGUACGCCGAGAUGUGCGGCCUCUCCAAAAACGCCUGCGAAUGUAUCGCAUGGAGGAGUGGCUUCUUGACAAGAUCUACAACAUCGUGAAGAAAGCCGACGACCGUGAGUAUCGUGAGGCGGCCGAAGCAUACCUGGACUUGACGAUUGGUAAGGCCGCGUGGCCAGUGGGAAUCGGCUGUGGCGGUUCCAUGCUCAUGGAGGAUGCCAUCGGCCUGCACGACCGGUUCAACCGGAAUGCGCAAGUCAAGGACGUGGCCUACGCUCUCAAUGACGAGGUUACUCGCAAGUUCGUGCAG
Molecule: messenger RNA, 591 nt
Organism: Symbiodinium necroappetens
Lineage: Eukaryota; Dinophyceae; Suessiales; Symbiodiniaceae
Source: the annotation of a GenBank genome assembly